Messenger RNA from Amphimedon queenslandica, 968 nucleotides. Its product is annotated as lysosomal Pro-X carboxypeptidase-like. The record is from RefSeq and is a predicted model, not a curated record. Gene Ontology annotation, biological process: proteolysis. The transcript has 6 exons. The coding region runs from base 8 to 946 and encodes 312 amino acids. Gene Ontology annotation, molecular function: serine-type exopeptidase activity; dipeptidyl-peptidase activity. NCBI's taxonomy places the organism in Eukaryota, Metazoa, Porifera, Demospongiae, Haplosclerida, Niphatidae.
UUGCACCAUGAGCAUGUUCUUCUUCACAGCUUUGUCUUUCUUCUUCCUCUGUAUCUAUGGUAGCUGCGAUUCUGUUAAUAGCACAAAAGAUGACCCAAUUCCUCCAUAUACCACCUCCUAUUACACUCAGCAGCUGGACAAUUUCAAUUCAAAUGACAAGAGAACUUUUAAUCAAAGAAUACUAACAGCAAAGCAAUACUGGAAGAAUGAUGUAUUGCUAUUUUAUCCUGGUAAUGAGGCCCCAAUAGAUGAGUUUUACAACAACACUGGUUUUUUGUUCAAGCUUGCAGAGAGAUUCCAAGCAUUAGUAGUGUUUGCAGAGCACCGUUAUUACGGAGACACUCUUCCCUUUGGCCCUCAAGAUACCUUCACUCCAGCCAACAUGGCUUACCUAUCUGUGGGACAAGCAAUGGCUGAUUUCUCAAGACUGUUAUUGUACUUUUAUGCACAUAGUUAUGGCGGUAUCCUUGCUGCACUGCUAAGAUACCAGUAUCCUGCUGUGUUUGAUGGGGCACUGGCCGCCAGUGCUCCCAUGUACAUGACAGCCGGACUUACCGAGUCUACAGCAUUCUUCCAGAAAGUGACGCAGGAUUUUGCUGAUGCUGACAGUGCAAGUCCUGAUGUUGUGAGAGGAGCGUAUGCUGAUAUUAUUAAGAAUGCUUAUGAAGGGAAUUUUCAAUUUAUAACUGACUCAAUGAGACUCUGCAAUACAUUGACUGUCGAUAAGGUUGAACACCUGCAAGGAUGGGCACGUGAUGCCUUCACUACAAUGGCUAUGGUAGACUAUCCUUAUCCUGCCUCGUUUCUAGGCGAACUCCCAGCCUAUCCAGUCAACAUAGCAGCUGGUUUAUUAACGAGUUCCACCACGACUAAUAGAAUGACAAAAUUAGCCGAUGCAGUUGGUAAAUUGAAAAUAUCCCUACAAUAUACAUGUAUUCUCAAAUGAAAGACUCUCUCAAUUAGAAGCU